AUGCUGGAAGCUACAUGGCUGGGGGCUAGAGGAGCCCUGGGACCAAGAGGUGGGCUAGUAGGAGGGGUCGGCAUGGGCGCAAGGGAAGGACUGGGCGCAAGUGGAGGUUUGGGCGCAUGGGGAGGAGGGGGCUCUGGAAUGGGAAUGGCUGUAGGGGGGGGAGUGGGCCAAGAGGACAGGCGGGGGGCAGAGGAAGUGCCGGAGGCAGAGGAAGUGCUGGGGGCAGAGGAAGGAGUGGGGGCAGACAUUGGAGUUGGGGCAGACGAAGGAGUGGGGGCAGAGGUUGAGCUAAGGAACAGAGUGGGAAGAGAGCGCAUACCGUCUGAUGUGGGCGGGAAGGAAGCAGAUGGAGCAUAUUGGGCAGAGAGCAUACCGUCUGGCGUGGGCGGGAAGGACACAGAUGGAGCAUAUUGGGCAGAGAGCAUACCGUCUGACGUGGGCGGGAAGGAAGUAGAUGGAGCAUAUUGGGCAGAGAGCAUACCGUCUGACGUGGGCGGGAAGGAAGUAGAUGGAGCAUAUUGGGCAGAGAGCAUACCGUCUGACUCAAUGUCUUCCGUCGAUGUUUGGGGAUAUGGGGUCAGCAUCACAGUGGUUGACAGGAAUUCGGUCACAGCCCCAUCACCAAAUCUCCCUCUCGCAGCAAUGGACGCGCCACCACCUCAUCUGUGUGCCAUUAACGACUCUCGCAACGGCACCCUCAACUCCCUUGCGCUCUGCACCUCCAGUGGGCGUGAUGCUGUUCCCUUGCCAGAGCAAGAGCUAGUGGAUCGGCUGGCACACGCGGAGAGCAGGGCAGCACAGCUGGCGGAGCAGGGCUAUGGGGAGAGGCACACAGCAUCUCUGCCGCACCUGCUCGCUUCCUUUUUCAUUCAGAUGGCAGCACAGGAGGACCUCUGGACGCACUCGCUAUGCGCCCGUGUGUACGAGGGCAAGUGGAUAACGCGGGACUUCCCUCAGGAGAAUCAUGUCACCGUCAUGGCUAUAGAGGAUUUCUACCACCGCGCGUCCAACUGUGCGCGCACCGUGCGCCCCAAGGAGUUCACCAUCUUCUCAGCAGCCUUCUCCCGCGCUGCUCAUGCGGUCAUGGACGCUCCAUGCCCCCCCUUCUCCCUCUCCUCCGCCUCCUCUCUCGCCGACCUCCUCUUCGGAUUCUCCCCGGUUAUCCAGAAGGAAUCGGAUUACCAUCGCUCGGCCAACAUGCACCGGAGCGACAACCGCCGCGUCCCUGCCGCUGCCACUGCUGCACCCCUACACGGCGCAUGGGCAGUGCGCCAUGCCCCAGUUCACGAUCAUCACACUCCUACUCUCGGGACGUCAAAUCUGUGGCCAACAACUCACGCUCCUCACGCAUCCCACAUUGCUGCGAGAUCUUAUGCGGUCCCUCACAACCUGCCAGCAGGUGCGGUGCUGCUGCAGCAACAUGGGCGCUGUGCGGCGUCAAUGAUCAAUCAUGAGCUACUCCCCCCGGGAGUCAAUCAAUCCCCCAUGUGGUGCGCCACGAGUUCAUGCAAGACUUCGGUGGGAUCCUCUCACGCAGCUGCGAACGGUGCAAUUUUGAACGAGGACCCCGGGGUAUCCCGCCACGGGACAGCAGAACCUUCGUACUCGACGAUGUGGGGUACCGCGUUUCCCGCUAUUCUUGGAGGAACCAUAUUUUACGUAGCUAAACGUCUCGCGUUUCCGAGAAAGGCGUCGAGCCUUGAAUGGGAGGGUGCUAGGAGGAAAGCACGACAGCCGCAUAAAAGGGCUCCCUCGUUCUACGCCUCACAUGGGGUGACCUCGGUUGAAGAGUACAUAAUCAACGCGCGGGGGGUGGUUCUCUUCACCAAGCAAUGGCUUCCCAGAGAUGGGCCGUUGAGGGGAGUGGUGGUGGGCUGCCAUGGGUAUGGCGAGACGUGCACCUAUAUCUUUGAAGACGUGGCAGUGAAGCUUGCACGCGCAGGCUAUGCGCUGGUGGGAGUGGACUACGAGGGCCAUGGGCUGUCAGCCGGUCGUCAUGGCUACAUCCGCAGCUUCCCGUGCCUUGUGGAUGACGUCAUUGAAGUCGCCCGCCGCGCUAAAGCAAACCCUAGGUUUGCACAUCUGCCAUUCUUUGUCUAUGGCGAGUCCAUGGGAGGUGCUGUGGCCAUUCAAGUCGCACGACGAGACGCCAGCCUUUGGAAUGGUGCAAUUGUGGUUGCACCUAUGUGUAAGGUAUCCAAAGAGCUCACCCUCCCUAGACCAAUGAUCUUCAUUUUCACCUGUCUCGCACACGUCUUUCCUACCUGGAAACUCCUGCCAGUCAGUGCCAACGCCGGCAAUUCCUUUAAGGUGGCUGAGAAGAGAGAGAGGGCCGACAGUCACCCCUUCGCAUAUCACGACCCGCCUCGACUGGGCACAGCAUUGCAGCUCUACAGGACCACUCUGGACAUCUGCGCACACAUGGAAGAGGUGACGGUGCCCCUACUGAUCCUGCAAGGAACAGAAGAUAGGGUAGUAGACAUAGCAGCCGUUCGCGACCUCUUCAUUCGAGCGCGCAGCACAGACAAGGAAAUGAAGGUGUAUGAGGGCAGCUGGCACGCCCUCACGUGUGGAGAACCUGAUGAUGUUGUUGCCAAGGUGGUCCACGACGUCUGUAACUGGUUACAUGCCAGGAGCUUGCCACCCAGUGCUGUGGUUCCUGUUGAUACGCUGGACGGUACUGUGCCGCCCGUUAAGGAGCAGACAAAUGGCAAGGUGAAGGCUUGGGAUGUGUGUGGCUAA
This is a messenger RNA of Closterium sp. Yama58-4, 2742 nucleotides long. The record is from the annotation of a GenBank genome assembly. Lineage: Eukaryota; Viridiplantae; Streptophyta; Zygnematophyceae; Desmidiales; Closteriaceae.